Messenger RNA from Penaeus vannamei (Pacific white shrimp), 843 nucleotides. The record is from RefSeq and is a predicted model, not a curated record. Lineage: Eukaryota; Metazoa; Arthropoda; Malacostraca; Decapoda; Penaeidae.
AUGGUGUCCCGCAGUGCACCUACUUCUCGAGAACACCCACCUCUGCCCACCCUCGAAAAUCCCACCCUCUGCCCACCCUCGAAAACCCACCUCUUGCCCACCCUCGAAAAUCCACCUCUCUGCCCACCCUCGAAAACCCACCUCUGGAAAACACCCACCUCUUGCCCACCCUCGAAAACACCCAUCUCUGCCCACUCUCGAAAACCCACCUCUGGAAAACACCCAUCUCUGCCCACCCUCGAAAACCCACCUCUCACUCACCCUCGAAAGCCUACUUCUCGAGAACACCCACCUCUGCCCACCCUCGAAAAUCCACCUCUUGCCCACACCCUCGAAAAACCCACCUCUGGAAAAACACCCACCUCUGCCCACCCUCGAAAACCCACCUCUCAAUCACCCUCGGAAAGCCUACCCUCUCGAGAACACCCACUUCUUGCCCAGCCUUUGAAAACCCACCCCCUCUACAAUACCCAUCACUGCCCACCCUCGAAAAAACCCACCUCAGGAAAACACCCCACCUCUGCCCAUCCUCGAAAACCAACCUCUGGAAAAAAAACACCACUGCCCACCCUCGAGAAACACCACCUCUGCCCACCCUUGAAAACCUACCUCUGGAAAACACCCACCUCUGCCCAUCCUCGAAAACCAACCUCUGAAAAAAACACCACUGCCCACCUCGAAAACCCACCUCCAACCACCUUCGAGAAACCCCCCCCGUCUACUCUCGCAAAAACAGAAUAUCCUACCCCAUGUCCCCUUGCCCUUGAAAACCCACGUCUUUCCCACUCCUCUACCCUUUACCCACCUCCCAGUACUCCCGGCCCACCAAACACUCCGGCCUAA